AUGCCCAAGAUGGAUAAAGCCAUACAGGUCUCAAGAAGUGCACCUUCUCUUCUGCUGCCCACUCAUGAUAGCCAAGAUGGGGGAGGAAUGGAGUACACAGGCAGCUUCCGUUCACUGCAUGGAGCAACUGCAGCACAAGGCACCACCGUGAAGCCAGUCUCAUAUGACGUCCAGUCACAGCAUGGGAUUCACACAGUGGACACCGGAGGCGCAACUACUGCUCUACAUGAACUAGGAGCUCGUCCUAAACAGAAAUCCAGGAUUCCGAACCCAAGCCUGAGGAGCAGUGGAAGGCAAAGGAGGAUUCCGGCACAUUUCAAAGACUAUGAGGUCAGUCUGUUGCCAAAACAAUAUGACGCACAUUCCCAGUCUGAUAUUGCGGAGUCACUGUCUGAUGGAAGCACAUUUUCUAAACGCAGUCGGAGACCAAUGGAUGCGUUAAAAAAAUCCCUUGACCAAUCAGAGCUGGCCCAGGUGGAGGAGAGGCUCAGACACAUGGAGUUGGAUGAACUCCAUCGUCAGCAGCAAGAGGAAGAAAAGGCUGAGGAGUGUCUACGCCGCAUGGAUACACAAGCCAGAGAAGCUUCCAUGGCCCGUGAGAAUGUAUCUAACAGUUUGACUCGAGCCAGACGCAUACGCCAGGCAGAGAGAGAUUAUGAGGAGGCAAGGAUGGUGUCCCAGCUUCUGAAAUAUCCUAGUCCUAUGCUUCGGUCCAGCACCAAUCUACGACCAGAGAGCGCCAUGUUAGCGUCGGGACUCAGUCUGCAUGAAGCGCCUCAGCCUGUCCGUCUCCAGCCUCCUGCGCCUCAGCCUGCGCCUCAGCCUGCGCCUCAGCCUGCGCCUCAGCCUGCGCCUCAGCCUGCGCCUCAGCCUGCGCCGCUCCAGUCGCCGGCUCCGCUCCAGCCGCCGGCUCCGCUCCAGCCUAGUCCAGAAGCAGACAUGGCCUCCACUCCCUCAGCGUCAUCUCUGUCCCAUUCUGUCCCAUCAGCUCCUCCGAUACAAGUCCCUGUAAAUGCUGGUUAUUCCCCAAAUAUGACUGAACUGUUGAUAGCAACGACCUACGGCAUCCCAAAGCCGCAGCUCCCUCGAUUUGACACCGGCAAGGAAAGUGACUUUUUGUUAUUAAAGAUGGCCUUUGACAGCUUACUCGGGAACCACCCUCAUUUAUCCGAGCAGUAUAAGUACCAGAUCCUACUUGAGAGACUCAAGCAUCCACCUGCUUACCAACUGGCCAGAGCUCACAUUCAUCAUCCUCAGCCAUACACCUCAGCCAUGCAUGCAUUGACUUCACGAUACGGGCAGCCACGUCACUUGAUACAGAGUGAGAUAGCGCGCAUUCUCAACUCUGCGUCUGUUAAAGCAAAGGAUGUGGCUGCGUUCGAAGAGUUUGCUCUGGCUGUUAAAGCUCGUGCUCGCCGCUUGUCUCACAACACAACUUUUGCUGCUGAGUGGGACAGGAGGGAGGUACGAAACAAUCCCAAACCUCCACCACGGGAGUUUGCUAGGCCAGCUACCAUGUAUUUGUCAACCGAGACGAAGGCGGCUCCCAUGCAGAAUGUUUCCCUCAACCCUGUGGAGAAGCAUCCAAAGAAGGCAAAAUUCCAACCCUAUUGUCCUUUCUGUAACACUCAUGAACACUUUCUCAAUCUUUGCCAGAAGUUUGCCAAGCUGACGGUGGAGGAGAGGCGCUCUUGGAUCCGUGAAAACAGACGCUGUUGGAAGUGCUGUAGAACUCACCCUCCGGAGGCUUGUACACUGAAGAGGCCAUGCGGAGUGUGCAGCCAGCUUCACUUGACAAUUCUGCACGACACUUUGACUCCCGCCGGCCAGUCGUGUCUCAUGGUGAGCAUGCCCAAUCCUGACCUUUAUCUUGACCGUCCAAAUCGUUCUGCACGUGUCAUUCUCAAAGUGGUUCCUGUUGUUCUUCAUAAUGGUGACUUCCAAUUUGAGUCUUAUGCCAUCUUGGAUGACGGGUGCAGGGCACAAGAGUAA
Knipowitschia caucasica is the source of this 1992-nucleotide messenger RNA. The record is from the annotation of a GenBank genome assembly. NCBI's taxonomy places the organism in Eukaryota, Metazoa, Chordata, Actinopteri, Gobiiformes, Gobiidae.